This is a messenger RNA of Ahaetulla prasina, 9050 nucleotides long. Its product is annotated as glypican-5-like. Gene Ontology annotation, cellular component: extracellular region; plasma membrane; cell surface. The record is from RefSeq and is a predicted model, not a curated record. Lineage: Eukaryota; Metazoa; Chordata; Lepidosauria; Squamata; Colubridae. Gene Ontology annotation, biological process: positive regulation of canonical Wnt signaling pathway; regulation of protein localization to membrane; cell migration. The transcript has 9 exons. The coding region runs from base 385 to 2217 and encodes 610 amino acids.
GGAGGAGGAAAAGUCAUAUUUCGAACAUUGGCUUCUCCCCAGCUGACGAUCUUUUAGGCAUCCAACUCUUCGAACGCCCGCGGGAAAAGCGAACAUUCUAAGAGUUGCAGCGUUCCCUGCUUGGAACGUUGCUGUUCCCAGGAUCAGGGCUUCGAGGGGUUUGGUGCAGGACCUCCGCGGCGCUCCCCCCACUUUUCAAUCCCCCGCCCACAGCUCGCAAGUUUAUCCAGGGCAAGGGUUUUUCCCCCCCCCUCAACUUGAACGCUCGCUGCCACCUCUUUCAGUCUCUCCUGUUCCCUCAUUUCGUGCGCCUGUCGAUUUAUUUCUUGGGACGUGUGUUGGGCGUCCCCCGGUGUAUCUUUGUCCCUUGUGGGGAAUGUGGAAAUGGCCGGUGACAACAGUUCUCCUGGAGUCUUCUUGUGUUGGCGACGCUUCGAGCUCUUACUGCUAGCGACAGCGGCCACCGGACUAUGCAGCGGGGUCUCUGGAGUCAAGAAUCCCAGCUGCCACGAAGUAAGGACGGCGUUUCAGAUGCGGCAGAUCGGUCCCAUCAAGCUGGUUCCCGAUGUGCCCACAACAGAUUCCAGUUUACAGAUUUGCCAACACAAAUCACCAACAUGUUGCACUAAGAAAAUGGAAGAAAAUUAUCAAGCAGCUGUUAGAAGAGAAAGAAUAGAGAACACUCAGACUCUAAAUUUUGAACUGAAAUAUAUGAUUGUUGGUCACAUUACAGCUUUUCAAGCAGCCUUUGAGUCCCUGCUUCGUUUUGCUGAGAAUCACACCGCUUCUCUCUUUGAGACUGUCUACAGAUCCAUGUCGAAAGAGGCAGCUGAGCCUGUGAAAGAACUUUUUACAGACCUCUCUCUCUACCUCUUGGGUGCUCAAAACAGAGUGGAAAAAGCGUUUUUCCGGUUCUUCGACAGCAUCUUCCCUUUGGUUUAUACCCGCUUGAUAAACCCUGGCAUGACGGACUUGUCAGAAGAAUAUAUGGAAUGCCUGCGACAAACACGACAAGACAUAAAUCCAUUUGGGCGCUAUUCCAAAGAAGCUGUUAUGGAGCUAGCAAAGUCUCUGAGGGCAAGCAGAACAUUCAACCAGGCCCUGGGAAUGGGUGUUGAAGUGCUGAAUGCCACUGAACAUGCUGUUUUGACCAAAGAAUGUAUCCGAGGCCUUGUGAAAAUGCAGUAUUGUCCUCACUGCCAAGGUCUGACCCUCAUCAGGCCCUGUGAAGGGUAUUGUCUAAAUGUGAUGAGAGGUUGUUUUGCCAGUGUAUCUGAGCUGGACAUUCAUUGGAGGGAAUAUAUCUAUACCCUGGAAUACCUCACCAAUGAAAUGGCUGUAACUCAUGAUCUAGAACUGGCACUGUUGGGUAUUCGGUACUCAAUCAAUGAGGCCAUUUUACAUGCACAACUUAAUGGACCCCAGCUAUCAGCGACUGUAGAUAAAGUAUGUGGACAUCCUGAAGAAAAAGAAGUGAAAUCUUUGCCAGACAGCAUAAUUCAAGCAAAGGAAAUAGAGAGACCACCUCUAACAAUGGCCCACUCAAUAACUAUUAACAAUAAAAGGAGUUCUCUGCCUCUGAAAUCUUCAAAGAAUGACAAAUCCAGAAGUUUGAAAAAAAUGUCUCGGGAAUUUAUCAGUUAUAUGAAACGAUCCAGAACUUUUUAUGCAUCUUUGACAGAAAGGCUUUGUGAUGGUGAUCUCGUGAUGAAAGACAGCUCAACUUGCUGGAAUGGCCAAGAUGUGGUAGAAAGUUAUAAAAACAGAGUGGUUACAAAUGGAUUGAAAGCCCAAAUGAAUAAUCCAGAGCUGAUAGUCAGAGGGUUGGAUCCACAGAUAGGACAUUUAAUUGACAAGUUGAAACAUUUUAAUCAGGUGGCAGCCCAAAAAACAAGUUUACAGUCUGAAAGUUGGAUUGACAGGGAAGGCAGCAGUGGGAAUGGAAUGAGCAAAGAGACAGAAUCCAGUGGAGACUGUGAUGAUGAAGAUGGAUGCCAAGGAUCAGGUGAUAAAAGCUACACAAAAGAUGUUUUUAGUGUGAAAUCAGGAGACAGAAAUGAAACCAUACUAAUAAUGGAAAAGACGGACACCACAUCCACAGCCACAAUAAAAACAUUUUCCAUUUAUAAAGGGGACAGAAAUCUGGGUACUCAAGCAUCAAUGUCUUGGUUCUUUAAAAUUGCCAGCCUUGCAGUUUGGUGGCAUUUUGUGUCAUAGCUGUAUUAUACUGCAGUAACUAUGCAAUUUCUGUGCACCAUCAUAUAUACCUUCAGCCUUAUCCAAGUGAAAUCAAACUUAAAUUGGUCUCCUAAUUCUAUGCUCUAAUAUUAUGUGGUAUGUUAGUUUAAGUGCUAAGUAUUAGUCUGGGACUGGCCACCAGCAAGCAUCAAUUUAUACACAUUGCGUCCACUGUAUGGAGGUUUUUUGGGUUUGUUUGUUUCUUUGUUUUGGUAACAUCUCAACUACUCAAAAUAGAAAAAGGAUGAAGACAGAAGAUUUAAAUAGGUUAAGUUAUUGUGAUAGGUACAGUUAAGAAUGUCCUAAAGUUAUACAUUAAUAUGUUGGCAUUUUUUCUCUUUUACUUGUCAGAUAUUGGACUGUUGUCUUCUUGAUCUUCUAUGUUCCUUUAAAUAAUUGGAUUUCAUUUUACAUGCCAAUAAUUUAUAUCUAUAGGGAUCUAUGAAUGUUAUAAACAAAAUUGUAGUAUGAUCAAAUUCUGGUCAAGGCAUCAUACCAUGCUUGAAUUUCUUUAUUUCUUUUCAUUAGAUUGUAGAAAGCAUAUGGUGUAUUUAAUGUAUUAUUGUACUGUAGUUCUUUUAACAAUUCAGCAAUAAAUAGAACUACUUCCCAAUUUUUUAAAAACCCUACAGAAUAGUUUCCCUGCUCAUGUAUUUCUUUAUUAUUUACCUACAAUUUUGUGAUGUUGCAAAUACUUGGUGAAUUAAAAAGAGAGGAGACUCUUACAUGACCAUAGCAAAAAUGGUUAUUGUCUUGAUGUUGUAUAGCUAGAAUGAGGAACCAAUACCUGUGCUAUAAUCUUCUAUACUGUAAUAUUAGCCAGCAUGAUUAGCAAGAAAGGAUGCUGAGAACCGCUGUUAAGAAACAUCUCUAUGGCCACAGAUUCUUCAUCUGAUCUAUUGCCUAUAUUGUAUUUUUAAAAAAGCUCUGAUGCAGGUUUCUCAUCAGGUACAUCUGGAUGGACAAUCAGUGGUAGCAUGCAGCUGUCAUAACUUGAUGCAGUUAUUUGACUUCCUUCCUCAGUCAAUAACAAAGUUCAGUGGUGUAAUUUGUCACCAAAAUUUGGUGGAACCAUUUGACUGUCCUUCAGCAUAAACUCAUCCAUUGAAAAAUUAUCUACUGCAGGUCGUUAAAGUUAAGUUUAAAAAUAAGAAAUUUCUUUCUAUCUCAACUGCAUUUUGUAACUGCCCAUUGCCUUACCAUCCAAGUGCAAUAUGUUCUCAACUUGAAAAGGAUUGCUCAAGUAAAUAGAACAGCUUUCUGCAAAACAUCAAUUCAGAUCUCUGGAAAUAAGUACUUGUACAUUCCCUGCUAUUGGUUGCUUGGAUGAGAAAGAAAAGAUGGGCAGAAAGAGAAAAGAAUGUGAGAAAUGGGGGGGGGAGAGAAACAGAUAUGCCAUAAAAGGGAAUCCUUACUUGUUUGAGGGUUCUGGCUCCACCCAUCAAUUACCCUUUGACAUCACAUUAUAAGACAAACAAAAGAAAAGAAAUGGAAUUAAUCAGUGGUGGGAUUCAGCCAGUUCGCGCCCCUUCGGGAGAACCAGUUGUUAACUUUCUGAGCAGUUUGGUGAACUGGUUGUUGGAAGAAAUCAUUAAGGCAGAGAACCAGUUGUUAAAUUAUUUGAAUUCCAUCACUGCAAUUAAUCCAUUCCUUAAUGCCCCUCACAAAUAAAUGAUUGGGUUUAUUAGGAUUUAUAUGCCAGCAAACUCACUGUUUUAUGGAUGUUUGCAGAAUCCCCCCUUUUAUACAUUUUUAUGUAUACUACAUGGAAUGUGACCCAAAAGAUACACUUUCUUUGCUGCUACUAGCACAAUCAUUUUCAUCAAACUACCAGGGAAAAUUUACCUCUUUUAUCCUGAAAAAUAAUUUUAAAAAAUCUGCAGCUUCUGUUUAUGAUGAUACGCUAUGAGAUAAAAAUAUGAAAGAAAUGUCAAUUUAUAAUGAUACCUUCUGUUAUUUAAUAUUUACACUCUAAUACUUAUUUUGAAGAGUAUUUUCCAUGUUUUUUAUAAAUGGUCUUUUUACACUUUCAAGAAAAUUAAUGUGUUUCAUAGUAUGGUAAGAAAUUACAAUCCUAUUAUUAAUUAGAUGGAAGAAGGCUAAUUUGAGUAAUUUUACUUCAAUCCCAAAAUCUACAUACUGCAACCUCAGCAGAACUAACCUUUACAAAGAAUCCCAUUUAUAUUUACUGAAAAUGCCAAUAACUCAUAUCACUAGAAAGCUGUUUCCAUGGUAAAAGUAAUUUCUGUGUACAGUUUUAAAUGGUAUAAUGUAAAAUAUUUGCUUUUGAUUUACAUGUAUGAUAUGCAUGUGUACAAAAAUUACUGCAACCAUUUGAUUUGCAUAAAAUGUGUAUUCAGUCUAGUAUACCAAUCCUAGGUAUUAUCUGAUACGUUUAGGACAAAAACAUAAAGUACAACAGGAUGGGCAACCCUUGUUGCUGUUGGAGUUCUAAUGUGCACAUCCUUUUUUGUAUAAUGUUUUCUUUUAUUUGCUUUUAAUAGUUUUCUUAUAUACCUUACAGAGCAGGAUAGAGCACUGCUUUUAAUGACUGAUGGGCUAUUUUCAGACGACUUUGCUCUCUUAGUUUAAAAUUAAGUUACAAUCCAGCUAAAUCAAACACUUUGUCCCAUUGAAUAGAGCAAAACAUUUAAUAAUAUAAAAUCUGUUCCAUUCAAAAGAAAUUUAAGAAUGCUCAAUUGCUGAUGAAAUUGCACAAUAAAGUUUUAAUUCUCAUAGAGAUGAAUGACAGAUAUGAGACAACACAUGCCAUAAUCUUAAAAGGCAGAAGCUGUUUUUUUAAAAAAAAUUCCAUAGUCAUCAAGCCCUUCUGUCUGCAAAAAAGUAAUUUUAUCUUAGUGCAUGGAGUAAUGAUAUCUUGAUGAGAGAAAAUGAAUGGAAACUGAUGAGAACAAGAUGCUCUCUUAUAAUUAAGCUCUACAGCCUUACAAUACCCAAGAAAAUCAAUCUCACUCAACAAAUAUCAACCAUCCUUCUAUUAUAUCAGAUUCUAAACAGAAAAUUUCUUUGGUAGUAUUAAACAAAUGCUUAGAAUAUUAAAUUCUCUUUCUUGAAGGUAUCCAAAAUAUUUCAAACCCAUACUGAGAAAUCACUCAUAAUCAUUUGAGAAUAUUUAAGCUUUAGUCUUAAUUUAGUGAGCAUGUAAAAAAAACCCACUAAAAUUCAUAUUUUGGAGGAUUGCAUCAACUGUUAUGGUGUACUGACAGGACAUAAGUAGGUACUUCCUACUUUCUUCUAAAUAGCAAAUUCACAGUAAUUAAAUGAAAAGUACAUGUCACAAUAUCUGAUCAACAUUAACUGGCAAAUUCAUGAAGUAUACCAAAAUACCAUUGAAAAGCAACUAUAUUGUUUUACACAGGCAAUGCAUUAAAUUUAUAUGUCAGUGUUAAUGCAGUUUGCAUUUUAUCAUUACCUUUCACCUUUUUCGCUCUUCUCAUUAAUUCAGUAAGAUACUAUUUGUACUUCAUAUAACACUGCCACGAUAAAAAAAAUAUUUUGUUGUAUAGUAUAAGCAAUUAACAUUUGCUCACUUUAUCUAUUAGAAGGGGCUAUAUAAUUUGUCCACUGUGCCCUUUCUGUGCACCUAAUUAGAAUCAGUGUGAAACUCUAUUCAGGUGAUAAAUAUUUAAUUGGCGGACCCAGGAAGCAAACAAGGAACAUGCUCUGUAUUUUAUACAAUUUUUGCAGUCAUACACAAUUAAUACGCUUUUCACCUAAAAUGAUAUUUUCUCAUGAAAUGCAUUUAAAUAUCUAUGUUAAAUGUUCUUGUUGUGGUCUACAAUAAUUCCAACCUACCUUGUUUACAUUAUAUAUGACUAUAUUUCUGUCUUUAAAGCCCUGUUUGAAGAGCAGGACAAGUGGAGGAUUCUGUCCUCUAGAUUAGAAAUAAUGAUCCUGUGGCAACAUCAAACAUUUUCUACAGGCCACAUUGCUUUAAAACAGGGGUCUCCAACCUUGGUCCCUUUAAGACUUGUAGUCUUCAACUCCCAGAGUUCCUCAGCCAGCUUUGCUUUAAACCACAAGUCUUAAAGGGACCAAGGUUGGAGACCCCUGCUUUAAAAUUCUUUUAAGUGAGAUAUGGCCUUAGCAGUGCUGCCUCAGAUAUUGGAGCAAAAGUUGGAAUAAAUAAUCCAAGAUACCUAGCUAUGCUAUGAUCCCAGUGGAUCAACAUAACUGCUCCUUCCAACAUUUAAUCUUAAAUUCUUACCAGGAGUGCCAAACAUUUACUAUCAAUUAUUGUAUGUAAUAUGCAUUUAUAUGAAUAUUCAAUUAGGAUAUAGAAUUACUAUAUGCAUAAAUUAUGUUUCUGCUUGUUCCUGAUUUUUAUAGAUAAAAAUAUUGUCUGUGUGAGUUUCUAAACUGUAUGACUAGCUAUUUUAUCAUGAAAAUAGAAAAAUGUCUGUUAGAAAUUAUAGGGUAAGGAACAAUUUGACUCCAUAAAAGGUUUGGCCCAUAUCUUCUGCUGGGUCUAAACCUAGUCCCAUAUUUCUAUCAAAGGUUUCUAAACAUUUCCAAUACAAGCCAGGAAACAUCCAUGCUUCUUUAAGUUUAUCAAGCUCUCUUGGGUUUUAUUUGCUUGUUUCUAACAUAUGCCAUUAUAUUUAAGCUGGGCAUAUCACACAAUGCAUUCUUGCAUCAUGGUAGCCUGGGCAAGGUGAUAGCAAUCUCUUACAGUUGAAAAUGUAGACUGAGAAGCAAUGUGCUAGCAUGAUAGAGCACCUGGCAAUGCCUGAGGAAAAGAUAUAUAGCAAAGUUUGUUCUUUGAAAUUCAGAAAUUCAAAUCCAAAAUCUAAAAUUAAUUCAAAACAAGAGUCUUUAAGACAUAGCGAUUUCUGUGUUCCUAGCCUCAGCUGUUAGAAAAUUCAUGGCCUCUAACUAUUGCAACAGUAUAAAUAGCGGAAGAAAAAUUGUGUCAGUGAUUCUGUUGAUUGAAAAGAGUUUGUGCUAAUGUAUACAUCCCUUUGAGUACUGCAUACAAAAUGAUUGUGUCUUAUUAUUACUAAUACCUUUAAGAACUGUGAUAUAAGUUAUUUUCCAGGUUAAAGUCUCAACAAAUAGAAGUUAAAUGUUUAUGUAUCUUCUUUCUCGUAAGAUCAUUUUUCUCCUUGCUUUUCAUAAUUAUACAUAUAACAUGAGCCAGAAACUUUAAAUUAUGUUUCCUUUAAAUUUUAUUUAAUCUAUCUUAUUGCACGUUCCCUGAAGUAUAUUUUGUGCAUUGUAGUGUAUAAAAAUCACAGCAUUUGUGUGAUUGCCCUCAUUACCCCCUCUAUGGAAACAGUUACCUUCCUCUUCCUCCUUCUUCCAUCUGUUGUCAAAAAGCUCAGAAAAAAAUUAGGAUGAUCCUGGAGCCAAGCAGUCAUAGUGAAUUGUAGAUUUGGGCUGAAUAGUUCAGCUAUAUGUAACUCUGGCAGGGGAAAGAACUCCAACAGUAUGCUAAGCAUAUAUGGGAACAACAGAAUUUAUGCCUCCAGGAAGCUUUGCAAUGGAGGCUAUUGUGCAAAACUUGCCUAGAGUUCAGGAGUAUAUUAAAUUAAUAGAGUACCACAUAUUGAUUGUAUGGCUCUCAUUUACUUAAAAGUGCUGUCAUGUGUGUCAAAUCCAACUAAAAAGGUAUGCAUUUUCCAGAAAACCAUUUCCAAUCCUAAUCAACAAGAUGAUUCUUUUUAUUUAACUGCUGUGACACCUGGGUAGAAAUGUAGUCACAUUUUGUGUCUGUGGCCAAGUAAAAUGUUUGCUGUUUCAUAUCCACAUCAAUGCUGGGAUCUUUGCUUUUGAUAUAAUCCCCUGGAUAUAGGCACUGCUAAAUAUUACAUGCUUUUGCUGUCAAUAUUUGUACAAAGCUCAUGUAAACUUUGUCUGUAUCAUUGUGAUGAUUUUAAUUAUGCCACAUUUUGAUUUGAAUUUUGAUUUCCUAAAGACCAUCUCUUACUUUAAAAUAGCAUUUUGCACAGGGAGGGCCACAAAGACUCGCUCACAAUCAUUUGUUUUUUUAAUAUCAACCCUUGAAAGUGGAGAUAUAAAAUAGGCCAGGCAGAAAAAGACUGGUGACAUUGAGAAAUGUGCAAUAGAAGUCUGCAGAAUUAGAAAAGGGAAGAUUGCAGUAAUCUGUGACACAGAUAUGUCUAUGAAUCAUUGUGAAAAAAAGUGUUUUGAAUUGCCGUCUUGAAUUGCCAAUUAAUAUCCUAGAAAGAUGCUAUAUUACUGAUCAAGAAGCCUUUAUGAAGAAAACUUAACAUCAGUAGUUCAUUUCAAUGGCCUGCUAUUUUGCUAUCAAAAUAGCAAAGCAUUUUUCUGCAUUCGGUUUUCCUGAAUGUCUUCAUAGGCUUUCGUUGGACUAAGAGUCCUUAAUUGUAUUAGCACUGCAGCCAGGCUACAGGCAUAUCUGACUGAGAUGGUGUGGGGUUUCCUGCCUGGGCAGGGGGUUGGACUAGAAGGCCUCCAAGGUCCCUUCCAACUCUGAUGUUAUGUUAUGUUAUAUCCCUGUUUUUUUUUCUUUUGUUUAAUAAUUUUUCACAGAAAUUUAUUUGGGCCUGUAAAUAUUUUUGAUGCUGUUACUGAUACUUUAUAUACUGAAACUUUGCCAUCUACCCUAUUCAAAUGCUGAUAUGUUCUGAACAAGGGCACUAUAUAUUGUUUCAUUGUUGUUUUUUGCAUAUGGAAUCUAAGUUUUAAAAUAAUCAAAAACCAUUGUCAUAGCUGUGUUGAAGAAAGAGACUCUGAAGAACUGUAAUAGUGUGAUGAUUUGUAAGUAAAAUAAUUUCUGUAAUAAAUAAUAAACACUAAUAAAACUA